Molecule: messenger RNA, 987 nt
Organism: Saprolegnia parasitica CBS 223.65
Lineage: Eukaryota; Oomycota; Saprolegniomycetes; Saprolegniales; Saprolegniaceae
Exons: 1
Coding region: 1-987 (328 amino acids)
Source: RefSeq, a predicted model, not a curated record
AUGACUCCGCUCAACACGUCGACUGAAGCGCGCACCGAGAUCCUCGCCGCGGCCGCCGACGGUCUCAACGCCCUCAUUCACUGGUCGAGUCUCGUGGGCGCCGUGGCACCCACGACAGCCAACGACACCGCCGAAGUCUGCCGCCUCGAGCUCGACUUGGGAGCCGCGGGUGCGUUUGACGAUGCCGCACGACUGUACGAGCUGCCCAACGACCCAGCCGCGGUACUCCACGGCCUCCACGUCGACAAGUCCCAGCCAUUGUACCAAUUCCAGGCUGACGGCAUGGCCAUCUCGCUGCGCUGGGGCGUCUUCAAGGCACCGCUCCCGUUCAUGCGCGACCGGUGCGCCACGUAUAUCGAGUGCACCAAGGAGUUUACGGAGGCGAGUGGUCGCCGCGGGUUUGCCCGGUACCUCCAGUCGCACGCCACCGGGGCUCUCCACGGCAGCAACGUGCCCGUCGACAUUCGGUCGUGGGGCGUUGUGCUCCUCGAGACGUCAAACCCAAGUGUGCUUCACGUGAGCAGCAGAGUCGACAUUGACUGGAGCAGCCACACACCCAAUUGGGUCGCGACCAUGAUGACGUCUCGACGGGCGCAGAGCGUCAAGCAGCUGCCGUCGGCGCUGCGGCUCGCCAAGAAGCUUACGCAGGCGCGGUGCGCCAUCUGCCUCAACAAGCCGUUCUUUCUUUCGCGCGAGUCGCAGCUCGCACCGUGCUGCGACUGUGCACGGCGCGUAUGCUGCAACUGCCGGGCGCUCGGGGCCGGCGACGACCAAGCCACGAGCUGCUGGGCAUGCGUCAGCGCCAAGGCCAAACGUCAUGCACACCGACCCCACAGCAAAUCCAUUGCCAUGCUCGAGGACGCACCGCAGACGUGUCGCCGCAAGACGCCCGUGUCCAGUAUCAAGACACCUGCGUGGUUUACGCCGCAGAACCACCGUCGCCAGAAAGAACCGCCGGUGGACCUCUCGUACCUCCCGCCGCUGUAG